AGAAACUCCUCAUACCCAUUUCAAAGAAUGAAAGUAAACCUCUUCAGACACUCCCUAGUUUAGCUAAGCCCGCUGCAGCCCUGCAGACAUUCAACAGUGCAAUAUUAACACCCGUGAGCAACAAUAACACAGGCUUCUUGCGGAAUCUGUUGAACUCUUCUGGAGGAAAGACAGACAAUGGACUCAAGACUACACCCAAAAUACUUGAUGACAUUUUUGCUUCCUUGGUGCAAAACAGAACCAUUACAGACUUGCCUAAGAAACCUCAAGGACUGACUAUAAAGCCAACGAUAAUGGGCUUUGAUACACCUCACUACUGGUUAUGUGACAACCGCUUGCUAUGUCUUCAAGAUCCCAACAAUGAAAGUAACUGGAAUGUCUUCAGAGAGUGCUGGAAGCAGGGACAGCCUGUAAUGGUGUCAGGAGUGCAUCACAAAUUAAAUGCAGACCUCUGGAGACCGGAGUCCUUUAGGAAGGAAUUUGGCCAACAGGAAGUAGAUCUGGUUAACUGCAGGACCAAUGAAAUCAUCACGGGAGCGACUGUAGGGGACUUCUGGGAUGGAUUUGAAGAUAUUUCAAGUCGCCUGAGAACAGAAGAAGGAGAGCCAAUGGUGUUGAAGCUUAAAGACUGGCCUCCAGGAGAAGACUUCAGAGAUAUGAUGCCUUCUCGGUUUGAUGAUUUGAUGAAAAAUAUUCCAUUGCCAGAAUACACAAGGAGAGGCGGCAAGCUCAACCUUGCCUCUCGACUCCCCAACUAUUUUGUACGACCAGAUCUGGGCCCUAAGAUGUACAAUGCAUAUGGCUUAAUAACACCAGAGGAUAGAAAAUACGGCACAACAAACCUCCAUUUAGAUGUGUCUGACGCAGCUAAUGUCAUGGUUUAUGUGGGUAUCCCCAAAGGCCAGGCUGACCAAGAAGAAGAAGUGCUUAAAACUAUACAAGAUGGUGAUUCUGAUGAACUGACAAUUAAGCGUUUUACUGAAAGUCGAGAAAAGCCUGGAGCUCUGUGGCACAUUUAUGCUGCUAAAGAUACAGAGAAGAUCCGGGAAUUCCUUAAAAAGGUUGCAGAAGAACAAGGUCAAGAAAACCCAGUCGAUCACGAUCCCAUUCAUGAUCAGAGCUGGUACUUGGACCGAUCGCUAAGAAAACGCCUUCACCAGGAGUAUGGAGUUCAAGGCUGGGCUAUUGUACAGUUUCUAGGGGACGUAGUUUUCAUUCCAGCAGGAGCUCCACACCAGGUUCAUAAUCUGUACAGUUGUAUUAAAGUUGCAGAAGACUUUGUAUCCCCAGAGCAUGUCAAGCAUUGCUUCUGGCUCACUCAGGAAUUUAGAUAUCUAUCGCAUACGCAUACGAACCAUGAAGAUAAAUUGCAGGUGAAGAAUGUGAUCUACCACGCUGUGAAAGAUGCAGUUGGGAUACUGAGAGCGAACGAAUCCAGCCUUAGCAGACCGUGAUGCAGAAAGCCUUAACCACACACUAUGGAACGGGAGCGUUGGCAGCUGUUUUAACUACUCAGUCAGGACCUCUGUGGACUUUGAGAUUAUAUGAAUGUUACCUCAUCUUCCUUUCGGCAGUACCAGAGGAUCGUGGUACUAUGUUCUGUGUAUUCUUCCAAUGUUUACAAACCUGAUAUGUAUAUGUAGUAAUAUGUAUGGACUGUGGCAUACUGUGAAUGCUCAGUUGCAAUAGAACUUUAUACGGAGUUGCUCUCCAAACUGUACAAAAUACCUCCUAUAGAACUGUUGGAAACUAUUCCAAAUUACUCCUUUGAAAAAUACUAUUCAAGACGUUGUAAAGCUCCAAUUUUUAAAAUUUAUUUUGGGGUGGUGGGAGGAAGUACGGAGUCACCCAAUUUCAUAACCAAUAUACAGAAAGAUCAGAAUGCAGUUCUGGAAUUUCACGUUAACAUAGAACUAGCAUUUAAAAGUAGCUUUAAGCUAUUGUAUAGUAACAUAGGGAUGGGGGUUGCCCAUCUUUAGGUAAAUGUAUUUAAAUUUCUAAAUGUUAAAAGAAGCUUUUAAUCAAAUGUCUUCUGUUUGAAACUGCUCUUUAAUUUGAACUGAUGUUUGAUUCUCUGGUUUUUAACACUGAAUGGUCUACAUAAAGUUCUUCUAUUUCAGAUA
Molecule: messenger RNA, 2123 nt
Organism: Mesitornis unicolor (brown roatelo)
Lineage: Eukaryota; Metazoa; Chordata; Aves; Mesitornithiformes; Mesitornithidae
Gene: KDM3A
Product: lysine (K)-specific demethylase 3A
Exons: 10
Biological process (GO): regulation of transcription by RNA polymerase II
Cellular component (GO): histone deacetylase complex; chromatin
Molecular function (GO): histone H3K9 demethylase activity; transcription coregulator activity; chromatin DNA binding
Source: RefSeq, a predicted model, not a curated record